Molecule: messenger RNA, 3063 nt
Organism: Pectinophora gossypiella (pink bollworm)
Lineage: Eukaryota; Metazoa; Arthropoda; Insecta; Lepidoptera; Gelechiidae
Gene: tadr
Exons: 13
Coding region: 278-2311 (677 amino acids)
Biological process (GO): amino acid transport
Cellular component (GO): plasma membrane
Molecular function (GO): amino acid transmembrane transporter activity
Source: RefSeq, a predicted model, not a curated record
UCGAUUGGGAAUCGUGCAAGGAGGACAGACACAUACCUCCAUACUCGUCGUUUGUCGCAUAAACAUGAAAAUGCGACCUUAUUUACUCGCCAUCGGAGCGGAUUUAGCAAUUUAACCCAAAAUUUUCGCAAGUGUUAAAAAUAUUGUGCACAUUUCAUUGCACAACGCUUCAUCUUAACCAGUUUGGUGCUAAAAUGUAGUUAUCAAUGUGGAGAUACGGUUAAUACUUUAAUAUCCCUUCUUGGAGUGUUUUUCCAGUAGCCAUGAAAUAAAAGCAAUGGCAAGUGAACAACGUGAGCGGGGCAAGAUGGGCGGCACCCUGGGCGCGCUCGGCGGCGCGGAGGCCUGCGGGGCGCGCUGGACCCUGGGCGCGCUGCUGCUCGCGCCCCUAGCCGCUGCUAACUCCAGCUACUGCGCUGUGCCCGCCGUCAUGCUGUUAGCACUCUUCAUGGUCGUUGCUACAUUCACAUGUAAGGAUCUUAAGAAAUUGGCAGACAUACUCCCGCCUCCGAAAACGAGUCGAGGACGAAGGGAGAGGAACUUUCGGUCCUUCGCAGACUUCAUGGCAAUGUGGAUGUCUUUCUUGUCCCACCUGGUGGCGGUAGCUAUAUGUGCUAGGAUUCUCAGCGCCACAGCUGAUCAUGUGACAGGCGGGAGAACGAGACGGUGGCUGUUUGGAUAUGAGACUCGAUCACUUGGAGAACCGUGGCCUGACGUCUUAGGUGUCACGGUCGUCAUGGUGGUCUGUGCCAUGUUUAUGUGUGGACUGGAGGAGAGCAUGAUGUUCACGUUUAUGCUUCUAAUUCUACUUUACAUAUUUAGUCAAUUCUUCGCCAUUGUUGGUCUCAUCAACUUGGAUAUUGCUAACAUUAACAUGCCGAUUCCUAUUACCAUUUAUGAGCUUUUUGCCGCAGGAGCACCGAUUUCUUACGCUUUCAGUGUAGUAUUGCCGUCUAAAGAAGCUGAAAGUAGUCUUAAGAAGAAUUUAUUUAUUAUGAUUGGAUUACCUACUCUAGUGCUUUCGGGAUUAUGUUUUUUGUAUACGAAUAUGUUAAAAGGGAGCAGUAUCGAUGCUGCUUUGCCAGUGACUACCCUUCUAGAAGCAAGGUCAGCUGGAUGGAUCUGUCCAGUUCUAGCUGCUGUUACAGUAGCAGGCGUAUCCCUAGCUUUGACAGAACUUUGCCCUUUGCUCUUUACAGUCCUCGUGGCUCUGGCUUCCCCAGAGUGGAAGGUUCUCACGAGGUCAAUGACUUAUGAAAGCACUACUACAGGCAGUCCUGUUUUAGCUGUUUUUACUGCUGGAAGUCUUGCAGCAAUACUAGCGUUUGCUUGUCCGUUAUCUCACAUGAUAACGCUAAUGAACGCAAGUCAUCUUCUUGGGAUUUCGAUACAGGCAUUCCAUUUUAUCCUAAUGCGAUGUGUGCCAACAGCUGAGCAAAUUGAAGCGGGAGAUGUGGAAUAUAAGCGUUUGGGAACCGAUAGUACUUCGAAAGGAAUUAAACCUUCAGGAUCUAAAUCUAAAAAGGGACUCUGGUUCAUCCCGUCCGCUAUACGUCACACGAAAACUUUGGAGAGUAUAAAAUCUAAGGUGACAGCUAAAGAAACUGAAGAAAGGGAAUGCCUACUCCUGGAUGAGUAUGCUGGAUGUCCAACAGAGGAUUUAGAGCAAAUUACAAGUUGCAGCAGUAGUACACUCCCGGUGGUGGCCGGAGUAGAAGACGUGCCUUCAGAUGUGGAAGCAAGCGAUAACGAGGUGUCAUCGGGAGAUGAUUCCACUGAUAUCGACGCUGUGGUCAAGGAGUACAGGGAUACGAUACAGGUGGUGACUGCAAUGCCUGAAGCCAGCACUCCUGCGCCCCCGUGUGUCAGAGGAGCUCGUUGGGCGGCAGUUGGCGCCGUUGUCCAAGUGAUAGCUGAUGCAUUAAUCGCAGUAGCCUUCUGUAACGAAGCCAUUCGAGUGCCUAUGUUUGCCACUGGAAUACCAUUAUGGUUCUGCGGUGCAUUCCUGUGCGCAUGGCAGCCGGCUCACAAGCUUGGCAUGAGGAAGACUCAAAGUCUGGAAGGUUCCCUCGCUUUAUUGGCUGCGCUACUGUUUCUUACGCCCCUGUUGCUCGACUCUUGGCCCGCUAUUAUUCUAUUCGCUGGUGCUGGUGUAGUAAUUUAUGCCCGUUGCGAACGUUGGUGCGGCGAUCUGGCAGUACAACAAGCCAGGAGCGCGAUGGAACGGCGCAAGCUGCGUCAUGUCACCUCUGCCGUGCCCUUGAAUGGACCCCGGCUGACCCACAUCGACACUGUCUAUAUCACCAGAUGACAAGAAGAUGACUCGGAUACGAGUCUGGAUAACUUGCUGGAUGCGGAAGAUGAAGAACAGGACCCUGACGAAUGACAGGAGGUGGACGCUAUCGUAAUCAUCGCCUCAUAAACAAUUAAUUAUCAUCAGUCAACAAUUAUGUUCAUAACAGUGAAACCGUGAUCAUAUAAGUAAUAGCCUUGCAAAACGUAAAGUAUUGAAUGCUACUUACAGUACGUUAUUAUAUUGUGAUUGUAUCCAUUUUAGAUAUUAAGGUUCCUCUAAAGCUAAAAUUGAAUGUAGGUAUAAAUUAAAAAAUCUAUUUUGAUAUAAUUAAGCGUUUGAUGUUCACUUUAUAGUAGAUAAAGACAAACUGGGAAAUCUGUAGCUUCACUGUAUGCAUUUUUGAAUUUUGUAAAUACGCAAAUCAAUGUUGUAGCGGUUUCGUAGGUAAUUAAGAUUCAAUUUCAUCCGUCCAUUUGCCAUUGCCAGUGCAUUUUACACCUAAAGGUAGGUAUAUUAUCAAAACAUGCUUUGCCUCAAGCAAAGUACGUCACCAAAAUGUAUUUAAAAAAUCUGCUUAUGUAACAAAUGCCUUAAAAUUUUGUAAAAUAUGCUUAGGUAAAAAAAGCCUUUUAAGAUAUUUAUUAUUAGGUACCCAUAUUUGUGGUUUAAUAUUAGAUAGCAAAUUCGGCCUAAUUUAUAUAUAAGAGAACAGGAAUCAUGUGUCGUAACGUCACCUUCAUUUUGCAAUAAAAAAUCUGCUGGAAUAU